This is a messenger RNA of Paramecium sonneborni, 151 nucleotides long. Lineage: Eukaryota; Ciliophora; Oligohymenophorea; Peniculida; Parameciidae. The record is from the annotation of a GenBank genome assembly.
AUGUAAAAAUGGUGCAAGUUUUUUGAAAGACGAAAUUCAUUGGGAAAAAUCUAAUGGAACAAAUUUUGCAUGAGUAGGUAAUAAUAAAUUUUAUAAAAGUGAAUGUGGAGAUGAGAAAAAACCAUAUAAAUACUAUCAGAAAGAAAAAUGA